Molecule: messenger RNA, 8800 nt
Organism: Dermochelys coriacea (leatherback sea turtle)
Lineage: Eukaryota; Metazoa; Chordata; Testudines; Dermochelyidae
Gene: VANGL1
Product: VANGL planar cell polarity protein 1
Exons: 9
Coding region: 1301-2869 (522 amino acids)
Biological process (GO): multicellular organism development
Cellular component (GO): plasma membrane
Source: RefSeq, a predicted model, not a curated record
CUGUCCCAGUGAGAUGAAUAGAAGGAGUUCACACUUCUCUUUGGAGCAAAUCCUGCCCCUUCCUCCAUCGUUACUGAGGGCAUUGCAAAGCCAGUGAAAUUCUACUUCCCAAAGGAUGGGGAAGCCCCUGUAAGAGGUGCAUGUUAUGAAGCCCAGCUGGGUUGUCCAGUAGGGAUUUGGGUUUGGGACUGUAGAUCCACUGGCCAUUCCACCCCCUGUAGUUGAAGUGUAAGUGGCACAAAGGAUCCUAAAGGAUGGGAUACCCCCCCCCAGGAGGGGGUACAAACGACCUCUCAGUUGUUCUCCAGGGUCUCAGCUUUCAUUUAGAACAACCCCCAAAAGUCUAGCUGUUACGGUUUCAGAGAAAACCUUGAAAAUGUGACCUUUGUAUAACUAAUGCAGAUGAGUGUGCCUGAGUUUGCCGAGGGCCUGAAACAAUGGCUCCAAGAUUGAACUGCCCUGUUCGUUUCAACAAAUACUAACUCGGAGGCCAAGACCCUUUAAAUGUCAAUGUCGUUCACUAUGUCACUGCUCAUGAAAGCAUAUAUCAUAUAAUGAAGACCAGUGUUUCCUAAAGUGUGGGUUGUGCUCUCCUCCCCAAGGAUCCCACAAAAGAUUAGGGGUGUGGGGGGUAUAGAAAGUGUACAAACUAAGAGGUACACACUCAGCUUCCAAAAAUUUGGGGAAGGCUGCUGUAGCCUUGGGGCUGGCAAAGGAGUCACAGUGAAGCUCUGCUGCUGCUGCUGAGUAGCUAGCCGGGGCCCUAAAGAAAGCUCUGUAGGAGCUUUUCAGGACGCAGACUAGUGGCUGCACAUGGUGUGGGCUGUAACUCAAAUCUUUUGCUUGGCAAACACUUCUGUUUGUUUCAAAGCAAAUAGCACUGCUGCAUUUUUGGACCUGUAAUAUAUGUUCAAAUGAUUCACCCAUAUCUUUGUAUUACCUAUUUAAAACAAAUUAAAACUAUCCUCCUGCAGAAAUAUCCAUGCCAUAUAAUGUGAAGACCUUAACUUGGAUAUCUGAAAUAAAAAAGUUGCUGCCAGAGUGAAAGGUGAAAUGUGCCACAAACUCAAGUGCAAAAAAAGUUGGUAUUGAAGAUUAAGGCACCUGCUCUUCCCUCCUUAGAGUUUUUUUAGGUGGAAAGUCAUUGGCUGCCUGAUGUUUUGGAGCUACUCAUGAUUGGGACGCUGAGAGUAUCCGGGAAGGUGCUUUCUCUGAGGACCCCACCUCAGGAGCAACUGCUGCUCACCCUCUAAGGAAGCCGAUCAGUGCCCUCCCAGCGGGGGGGCAGGCGUCUGCUGCCAUGGAUACUGAAUCAACAUACUCUGGAUAUUCCCACUACUCAGGUCACUCCAAAAAAGCCCACAGACAAGGGAGUCGGGACAGGCACAAAUCGCCGAGAAGUAAAGAUGGCAGUAGGUCAGAGAAAUCGGUCACCAUCCAGACGCCUCCCGCAGAACCGCUGCUGGGGAAUGAUGCCUCUCAGACAGAAGAGGGUCAGGAUGACAACUGGGGUGAGACCACAACAGCUAUCACAGGCACCUCGGAGCACAGCAUCUCCCAGGAGGACAUUGCCAGGAUCAGUAAGGAUCUGGAGGACAGUGUUGGCUUGGAUUGCAAACGCUACCUUGGUUUAACAGUGGCUGCUGUCCUUGGACUCCUCGUCUUCCUUACCCCCGUUGCCUUCAUUCUCUUACCCCAGAUCCUGUGGCGGGAUGAACUGGAGCCAUGUGGCACCAUCUGCGAGGGACUGUUCAUCUCUGUGGCUUUUAAACUCCUGAUUCUUCUGAUUGGGACCUGGGCUCUGUUCUUCCGUCAGCCAAAGGCGGAUAUACCAAGAGUGUUCGUAUUCCGGGCCCUCUUAUUAGUCCUUAUAUUCCUGUUUGUUUUUUCCUACUGGCUCUUCUAUGGCGUCCGCAUCUUGGACUCCAAGGACACCAAUUACCAGGGGAUAGUGCAGUAUGCAGUGUCUCUCGUAGAUGCUCUCCUCUUCAUUCACUAUCUAGCCAUUGUGCUGCUGGAGCUGAGGCAACUGCAGCCCAUGUUCACGGUCAAGGUGGUGCGGUCGACGGACGGAGAGUCGCGAUAUUAUAGCUUGGGGCACCUGAGCAUCCAGCGAGCUGCAUUGGUGGUUCUGGACAACUACUACAGAGAUUUCACCGUCUAUAACCCGAGCUUAUUAAUGGCCUCCAAGUCUCGUGCAGCCAAACACAUGGCUGGCCUGAAAGUCUACAAUGUGGAUGGCCCAGGUAACAAUGCUGCUGGCCAGUCCCGGGCCAUGAUCGCUGCUGCUGCCCGGCGCAGAGACUCCAGUCACAAUGAGCUUUACUAUGAAGAAGCAGACCAUGAUCGCAGAGUUAAAAAACGUCGAGCAAGGCUUGUGGUUGCAGUGGAAGAGGCUUUCACUCACAUUAAACGUCCCCAGGCAGAGGAACAGCAGAAAGCUCCAGGUGAAGUGAUGGAUCCCCGUGAGGCAGCCCAGGCAAUUUUCCCAUCCAUGGCGAGGGCUCUGCAGAAAUACCUUCGCACCACCCGGCAGCAGCACUACCACAGUAUGGAGAGCAUCCUGCAGCACCUGUCCUUCUGCAUCACCAACAACAUGACGCCCAAGGCAUUCCUGGAGCGUUACAUCAAUCCAGGCCCAACCCUCCAAUAUGACAGGGAUCGCUGGUUCUCCAAGCAGUGGACGCUCGUCAGUGAAGAAGCAGUCACACGUGGAUUAAGGGAUGGUGGUGUUUUUGUUCUCAAGUGCUUGGACUUCAGCCUUGUAAUUAAUGUGAAGAAAAUCCCCUUCAUCAAACUCUCGGAAGAGUUCAUAGAUCCCAAAUCUCACAAAUUUGUCCUUCGCUUGCAGUCUGAGACUUCGGUUUAGGGUGCAGGGUGGUGUUCUCUUCUUCUUGUGCUUUUGGAUUUUGUGUCCCCAAUGCUGACUGAAACUGGCAGAUGACAGACCAGUAAUAUUUGACCAUCUGCACUUUAUUUGGAAGAAGGGCCAGGGGUAAUGGGUUGGGAUAUCUAUCUAGAAAGUAGUAUCUUAAAAGCUCACAAGGCAACUUGGUAGAGUUAGCUCAGCCUUUAAGACAGAAUGGUCCUCCUUGUUUUCCAGGCAUAUUGUAGACUCUGUAAACAAACAUGGCCUUUAUAUUUCCUUUGGAGCCCUGCCUUGCAGUGAUCAGUAGUGUGCGUACGUUUCCCUUACUCAGGCCUGACCUGUCUCUGCAUCCUGUGCGUGUAGAUUUCUAUUGGGAAGCAGCUUUUUCUCAUGUAUAAAAGUCUGCGUAUGAGGGAGAAUAUACAGUUCCCCUCCUCUCAGGAAGGAGAGUGUGGUGGGUGGGGAGAGAAUUGAUAGUUGUUUGUAAACCAGGCUGUCUAGUGGUUGAAGAGCCCUUCCCCCUCUAGGGAUGCUCUUCUCCAAUAGCACUGGACCCCUGUGAAUCAGGGGGUAGCAGGGAUGGGUUUUGCCAUCUGUUUCCUUCAGUUGCUUCUAUUGCUGAUCAUUGUAUGGGCACUACUCGUUUUGCAGCUGUUUGAAUUAUUACCAGAUGUCUUAAUGAGAUGUCAGGGGAUUGGUGCAUAAAUACCCUUGGCCCCUUGAUCUCUAAUCCCUGCCCCACUAAUUUGAAUGUCCCAUGCUCCCUCUCCUCUCUGUCCCCUUUGCAGCUUUCUGAAUGUGUUUCUCUAGCAACGGCUCCUCUGGGGUCAGUCGUGUUAUCACGUCCUCCCCACCCCCUUUCCCGAUAUAUUUGCACAGUUACAGCCUGGCUGAGUAAAUGUUCUCCUAGGAGGUGUGUGGCGUUUACCUAACCCUGACGGCCUGGUCCCAAACAAAGGGAGCCUGUGCAGGAAUGUGGUAUCAUACUUUAGAAGUGCUUCAAGAGCAUCUUGAAGGAAGGGGGAAUGCUUAAUCCCUGUCCCUCACAGGGCCCAGAGAGAGUGUGAGCAGGGGAAGGACAGACCUUGGCUGACACAGGUGGUUGAGUGCCAUAGUUCUUUAAGACAGUAUAUAUAAAUGCACUACAGUAUAUUCAUCCCCCCCAACCCCACUGUAGCUAAGAGAGAUCGAACUGCGUCUGAAUGUUGCAAUUGCUUUUUUUUUUAAAAAAUCCCUGACCGUUUACCCCUAAGUUACUGUUCUCUUAGGUAUUCGUCACCAAGCUAGCCUGGAAUUUGUUCUGUUCUUGGGUGAGGAAAGCUUAGCUCUCCAGAGAACUUACUUUUUAAGCCUUUUUUUCUGUUAGUGCAGCUCUGUUCUCAAGGUUUUUAAACAGGUUUGUUUUAAAGCUUGGCCUAAACAGAGCCUCUUGAUCUGAACAGUCUCCCUGCACUCUGAAUUCAAGGAAUGUUUGGGUUCAGGUCUGCACUCGAGAGCCAGCUCCUACUUCAGUCAUGAGCAAAACCAAAACCCCAGUUCCAGACGACUUCCAGGCUCUGGGAAAGUUCAGUACAGGAUCUGGAGUGGGAUUUCCUGGCUUGGGCCUCUAACUUUAUUUUGAUGAACAGGAAUGUCUGGGGGGAAGUCUCUUACAAUGUGAAUGUCUUUGUUUUGCUUGCUUGUCUUUGUUACAGACGUUUAACACACUAAGGCAAGGUACUUAAGUGGGUCCCAUUGAAGUGUAUGGGACCAGUCACAUGUUCAAGCAACUUGGUGAACCAGGGCCUAAAGUGGUGAUUUUCAAGUCAUGGCCGAUCUGUGGUCUGCCAGGCCCUUCCUGCUGGUCCUAGGUAUCUCCUAUGGUAUUUAUAAGGACCCUACCCCCUUUGUAUUUAUGCACCAGUAACGAUUACAAAGAAGCCAAAUUGCACUGGUGGUUGCAGGGUGUGGGAUGGGUCUGUGGAAGGAUCUCUUCUCAUUGCCACAUGCCCUGCCCUAAAGCACACCCAGUUCUUUCAGUCAGGCUUUCUGGCAGUUUUUGUUGGUUUUUAACAGUUGUGGCCUUUUGGUGUAUGUUCAUUUUAAAAACUCUAUUGGUUUUGUACCAUUUUUUUAAAUGAAAGUCACAUAGUGUUGUGCAUGAUGCAUCAUAAAAAGUGAGUUUCUUUAACCUUUGGAUAACAAGUGCAACUGGAGAGGAGACUCCGUGGGGCAGGAUCUGUGGGGAUAAUUGGAUAAAGCUGUCAUCAGGGUUGAACUGGCUGUCAGAAUUUAGGGCCCCAGCCCUGGCUUAGUUGGCUCAGACGUGUGAAUUUAGAACAAAAGCACCCAGUAUGAAUUUCCUCCUUUCACGAUUCCUGCCGUACCAGCUCAGAACUGGAAGUUGUUUGACAGUCACUUUGCUCAGGAAACAUGUCUUUCUGUUUUUAAAUGUGUGUCAGGAUUUAACACAAAACCAAAUAGAAGCUGAGCGUAUUCACAGCUGCUACAUAACCUACCUGCUGCAGUUCAAAGUGCCACCAUUUCUGUCUGUCACUGAAAGGGGCGCUGUUAGCGUAAGCUUCCUUUAAAUGGAAUGCCCUUAACUUUGUUACUGCUAAUGCUUGAGAGAUCUAAACCCCAAUGAGAGAGGAAAAAGUCAUUUACUCUUUGCCAUUUACUUUUCUGCGCUUCACUGAGCUUGGAAGGAGAGGUUAGUGGUUGGCAUGGGGGACUGGGUGCCAGGACUCCUGGGUUCUAUUCCCUGCUUUGCCACAGGAAUCACUGUGAGACCUUAGGCAAGUUACUUCACUUCUCUGGGCCUUCAUCUCUCCAUUUGCAAAAGGGGGGACCAUGAUGAUAUUUACCUCACAGGGAUGUUGUGAGGCUAGACUUGAGAUUUUCUAUCGAAGCGCAAACUGUCUUCUAAUAAAGAUUUGAACAGUGAAACUAGACCGGCCUGUUUCACUUGCCAUUUACAGUCUGUUAGUGGAUGAGAAUCAGGUGUCGGGGACAGCAAGGUAGUAUCAGCAUUUCCAACCCAAUCCCACAGUCCUUGCUUUACGCUCAUGUCCAUGGGAAGCAUGGCUUGCAGGCUUUGCUCUGAAGGGGGCUGUUUCACUCCGAUCCCCCUCCCCUUUUCUCCUCUCUUUUAUUGGAAUUUAUUUAAAUGAAUGGAAACCUACUUUAAAGUGUUUAAGCCUUUGACCAUAAGCUAAGUGACCGAGGAAAUUCCUAUUGAACAAUGUCAGGUGAAGCCCAUGUAUGGCUGAGCCUUUCUCUAGGGGCUAGGUCUCCUGGUUGCUCAGGGGUGAGCGAUCUCCUUGCUCCCUGCUAUUUCCCCAUCUCCCCACUAUGUAGCUUGGACUGUCAAAGACACUAUUUCAUGUCUUUGCUCUCAGUCAGCAGCAUGGUGCAAAUCCUAAAGCCUGGAGGGGUCGAGCAGAACCUACCAAGUAGAUGCAAGCAAAGCUGCUGUGAUCAGUUUGAGAUCCAUGGAGAUUGUUGAGAUGGCUUUUCUGUAGUAAAGUAGUAUGUGGUGUUUGUAGGGUGGAGAGGAUGGAUAGUGAAAACGUUAGGGUCCCUGGCCCCUCGUAGGAACGAAGGGGCAGAUGCUUGUCUCCUGGUUCUUGCCAGUCCCAUAACUAGGACCGUAGCAUAGUGAAAGGCAGUGUAUGAACUGAGCAGUCCACCAGAAACACAGUUGAGAUGCUACUAUUUUCUCACCAUGGCAUGUGGAUUCAGCAUGCUGCCCCUCUGCUCUGCAGGGUGAGGAAGGAAUGGAACUGGAAUGGACCUAGAGCAAGGUGAUUGGUGGUAGCGCUCCCACCCUAUGGGGGCGGAGUGGAGCAGAUAUGGUCCCCAACCAACCCUUGCUGCCAGGGGGCUAGGGUGACUUGCUGCCUCCAUCAAGUGCGUUCUAUCAAUAGCAGAAGAGGGUGGUAGUGGACGAAUAGGUGGCUGCUGGUAAUCUCACUCCCCUAGGGGGCAGGGGUGCUUGAUAACAGAGGCAACAAGCAGAGCGACAAGGUGGCAUGACACAACUCUUGCAACUGGGUCUGAUCUAGAAUAGGCCUUGACAGCGGCCCCCAUUCCGGCAUAGCAGAGGAAUAACAAGUCAUUAGUGUCUUUGGAUGGGGCAGUGGUGAUAAAUAUAAACCAGCUUUCAGCACCUCUGCCCAUGGCUACUCCUAUCCUCUUCCCUCUCCCCCCCUCUGCUGGGCUGAUCGCCUCUGAUGACCCAUUUGCCAAAAAUACCCACUUCAUCCUCUGUUGCUCUAGCCUCCACUCCCAUCUCCCUGUUGUGUUUCUCAGGCCAAGAGCCUGGUGAGGAGCUUGUAGCAGGCAAGAUGGCUGUCAUCAGGAACACAGGCUGGAGCUCAUGAUAAGGCAGGGCUCUUGGGUGGAUCCCAUCCUUAUCCCAAUCUUGCCUCCCAGUUACAGGAAACCCUUCCAUUUCCCCCAUGCUCCCACCCCUGUUGCCAUGGACUCCACCAAAAAUCCUAUAAAAUCACACCACUACCAGUUUCUUAAAAACUGGCAAUUCCAUUUAGCCCCAUGCACUGCUUUAAAGUCUUGUUGGCAUAAAUGUAUUUAAACAGUAACGAUAAAGAAGCCUGAAAUAUCACAAACUUGUUUACCCUGUUUCGUAGGAAGACUUAUUCAAGUCGAUUAAGCUAACAUAGCUGUCCCAUUAAAAAAGCCUGCAAAUCUGGCCUCCCCUCUUAAAAAAAUAUAAAUUGACUUUGGGUCUUUGGAGAGAACUGUGUUCUGGCUCCAGACUUUAUCUUCAAAAUGUCCUUAAGUUUUCAGUCUGCCAUCCAAUAGACAUUUAGAUGAAUGUGCAGAUGUCUGUUUUCAUGUUCAGCUUGUAUUUGUACGUGCUGUCCCCUUGUAGGUAUGUGCAUUAUUCCUGUCUAAUGCCUGAAAAGCCAGGGGUGGUUGUUCAGUAAUGCCCAUUAGGACUGUAUGGAGAACGACACACUCUUGGGACCGAGUCAUAAAACUACUUCUGUAAGCGGGCGGUGUGGCUGCAGGUGGGCAAUGGGAUGGAUACACGGAUCCUUUCACCUCCCGUUGGCUGGCUCCGACUCCUUUAAAGAUGAUGACCAAAAAUUACUGUCUGACAGGUGUUCAGUAACCUGUGCGACUUCAGUGCUGAUCUAUUUGGUUCCUCUUGAGCCAGGUCUCCACAGCACCAUGACUGCCACAAGUAUGGCCUCUCCGAGAAAGGGGCCCGUUAAUAGAGACCAAAUUUUCACCCCAUGUGGCAGGGCAGUGUGUAGCAGAAGCAUUGUGCCUCUACCACCCAUACCUGUCCUGUGCAUAGAGAGGACUGAAUUCUCUAGGACUGUUGAUCUGGCACCUUUCACCAGCAUUAACUAACUCACUUGGGGGGGGGGACACAUGUGCACACGUUCAUUUUGCUGUGGUUUCGCUGCCUGCACGGAGAUCUGUCUGUGAAGGAUUCUUACACUCCUCUGUGCCUAUAUCUUGUAAUGAAUACGUUAUUCUGUACUGUGGGCCAGGAUCUCCUGGCUCCCACACAACUCUUCUGAUCACUGUGUAAUGUACAGCCUGAUACUUUUUUCUACAUAAACUGCAUAUAGUAAGGUGGGUUCUGCUGAGGUUUUCUAAUGAAUAGACACUAACCAGCCUCUUGCUGCAUAUGUUGCUUUAACUGCAGUGAUACGUGGUCUGAAAUAAAUUCUGAAAUCUGUUUUUGUUUUCCCCCCUCGUCCCAGUUGUGAACUUGAGUAGCAAACUCCUGGUGUCUGAUGUUCAUGCACUGUGUGUCUAGCAGAGUGAAUUGUUCUGUUCCAAGCUGGGUUCUCUUAAGUUAUAGCUGGAUGGUUUUGUUUUUGAACUGAAACAUGAAACCAUUUUACACUUUGCAUAUUUUGUACAGUAAAAAUCUGAAAAUAAACUGAAAACAGAAAUUCUGUGCUCCUA